This is a messenger RNA of Monosiga brevicollis MX1, 2479 nucleotides long. RefSeq lists its product as uncharacterized. The record is from RefSeq and is a predicted model, not a curated record. The transcript is spliced from 5 exons. Lineage: Eukaryota; Choanoflagellata; Craspedida; Salpingoecidae. The coding region runs from base 1 to 2265 and encodes 754 amino acids. Gene Ontology annotation, biological process: signaling.
AUGGGCCGUCUGAACGAUGAGCGGAAAUUCCGCUUCAAAUCACAUAACCGAGUCCGAGCCAAGCAACAGUUCAUGCUUGCUCAGCGCAAGGAGCGCGACCAAGCUCGUUUCUCUCAAUGGACACAGCACCGCAACGUGCCACCUUCGCCUGUCGUUUGCUCCCCCGUCAGCAACAAGGAGAACAUGUCGUUGGAUCACAUCACAGACCCGCGCAAGCGAAAGCUGCUAUUGUGGCAAGCAGAGCGUCGCCGCCAACAACAGCACUCGGACGCCAAGAAUUCAAACAAGAAGCCUUUUGUUGUGUCCUCCCGCCCACUGCAGUCCUUCAACUUCUCUGCAGCACCCAGUCUUGCGAGCAUGACCAAGCCCUUUGCCUUUGGUGCUGCCAGCAACAGCCGCAGGACAUCAGGAAAUGACCAGCGUAUGGGCGUGGGCGCGUUUAACACUGCCCCAGGUCCUUUUGUGUUUCAGGCCACGCAACCUACGGCGCCUCUGUUUCAGCACCAGCCCGUGAUUGAUGUUCAGCAGCCCUCCAAAGAUGUCCCAGAGACACCCACAAGUGAUGCUUUGCAGACCAAGGUUCAGAUCGCCUCACCAGUGGCGCUCGCUGACCCUCUGAUGGCCACCAGCACUCCCGCCUUGGCGCGCGGUGCAGCCAAGAGCCUGGCUUAUGAGGCCAGCAAUAGCCCUAAUGCGCUCCUGGAGAAACUUGAGGACUGCUGCCUCGUCGGCCCCCGUGACACGGCUUCGCCCACGCGCCCCACGACCAGUGGCAGCCAACGACUGUCAAACACAACCAUCACUUCAGAUCUAUCCGACCAAGAAGUGACAGCUGCCACCAGCGAUGAGACACCAGAGACAGCGAAGGGUCUGAGUUAUCAAAGCAUUGAAUUUUUCGAGUCUCAGCUGCAAUGUCAACUGCGCUACCUGGCUGAGCUCUGCAACAAGUGGGAAGCGAUGACUCCCGAAGCCGAUGCCGUCAACUCGGAGAGCGGUGAUGAGAUUCGUGCCACUAUUGGGCAAGCACGUCUUUUGAGUCGCAAAAAGCUCUCCAAGUUUGAAUCCCUCUGCCAGGACUGCCGCCAGGGGGGUCGCACGAAACUGAGUGAUCUGGACGGGUAUUGGGACGCGUGUGUCCAGCCUCAAGUUGAACAGCUGCAAAAGCGCUUUGAAAACUUGGACAUGCUGAAGAACAAUGCCUGGCAGCCGGCAGAGGAUGAACCUGCCGCUCCCAAAAAGAAGCGCGUCAAGAAAACCAAGAGCACACGCAAGGCGUCGGCAGCUCAGGCACCGGCUCGCGUGUCACAGGCGCGUGCCUUUAUUCAGCGCAUGCGCGCCCGCCGCCAGCAGGACGAUGCGUCAGACGCAGCUUCUGAUAUGGCCCAGCCAAUGGCAGCGGCCAGCGCAACCAACGCGCCGGGCCCUUCAGGCAACUUUGGAUCGACCACGGCUGAGGUUAACGGCUCAACUGUUGUGUUGACACCGAUGCGCGCCAGUCGCAAAGAGCAGGAAGUGCUGGGUUCAGAGGUCGUGUUGACGCCCGUGCGUCGUUCCACACGCCAAACACCUUCCAAGUACCGACGUCCAGCACCAACAGCUGAUGCUGACCCGGCCAAUGUGGCAUACAAGCCGAACCCAGCGGUAGCCAAGCUGAUCGAGGUGGCCACCCCCCCACCUGCCAUGCGCAGCCGUCGUGCCUCUGCCUUUGCAAACUCUGAUUCCCUGCUCUCCCCACUCUUGGCCCCUGAAACCCCAUUGGCCCAGACGGUGCGCAUGUCCAUGACGGCAUCCGCCCAGCCUGCUUGCCAGUCACCUGCUUUGGGUGAUGGGAACGUCAACGAUCUGGAUGCGCUUUUGAUGGAAUCACCGCUUCCCGCGGCUUCACGCAACGGCCAGGCAGACCUCAUUGCUUUUACGCCAACGCGGUCUGUGGGUCGCGCGGCCCAUCGCCGCUCGGCUCUUCAGCGCACCCCCUUUUCUGCUCGCAAGCGGAUCGCACCCCAAGACAGGGACAUGGACGAAGAGAAUCAAGAGACAGGCAGCGUCAUCCGCUUUGCUCGUACGACGCCUUCCCGCCGCGUGCGAGAUGAACUAGGCACCGAAGUUGUUUUCACACCCGUGCGCCGCUCGGCUCGUAUUGCUUCGACCAACGCCACACCUCUGGGCGGCUCUUCGCUGCGUACUGUGUUGAGCAGUCUGAGUGAGGUGCCCCCAACGCUUGAUUUUGGCUACAUGCCAAAUGAAUCGUUGAGUGUGCGCAAGUAGUGACGCGGCCACAGCAGGUUGCCACCCGAAGCUCACAUCAUGCCUGUCCUCAAUCGGCUCGCCGUUUUGAAUUCUGAAUCUUGUACAUUAGUCAAUCUCAACUGUGGUCUUAUCUUGGUCCCUUCCAUGAUCAAGCAAGCCUAUCAUUUUGUGGAUUGAGAUGAUUUUCAUCCUGGAGAAAUUUCUGCGUCUGUGCACACUAGUUAAAUGUACC